Molecule: messenger RNA, 819 nt
Organism: Didymosphaeria variabile
Lineage: Eukaryota; Fungi; Ascomycota; Dothideomycetes; Pleosporales; Didymosphaeriaceae
Exons: 2
Coding region: 1-819 (272 amino acids)
Source: RefSeq, a predicted model, not a curated record
AUGACCUCGUUCUCGCCUGUGAACCCCGGCGUCACUGUAACUCGUCCUUUUCCUGAGCUCCCCGAGAAUCCCCAGGGUCCCCCCAAGUCCGCUCCCAACAUCGAAGCGCUCAUCGCAGCAUCCACAUCCUGCUCACCAGCCAAUCCGGGCGCAACCCUGCCCCUGAUGUCGGCACUCACCGUUCCCGACCUCGGCAGCCGCACGCGCAUGCUAGACGACAUCCCAAGCAUCAUGAAGCGCUUCGAUGUCCCCAAGGCGAACGUCCUCACGCGUUUCAACGACACGCCAAACUCCACUGAGCAUGUAACGCAUCCCGAGUCUGGCCAGGCUACUGAGAAGCCCAAGACCAAGACUCUCCCGUCAUCCCCGCGCCACGCCCUUGGUUCUUCAAGCUCCCCCGGAUUCCUACGUCCACGUGACGGCACGACGUACUACGGCACGCUUACCUUCGCUGGCGAGACGAAGGCGGUUGGAAAGCCCAACAUCUUCCAGUACAUUCUGUACGGCAAUCCUGAUCCGGACGCUAAGGUUCAGGCAGAGGUGAAGAUUGUCGAAGAGCGCACGGUCUGGCAGUCUAUCUGGCGUGGCGUUCCUGAGCCAGAUGGUGAGAAGGUGACGACGGUCACAGAGGCUAAGAUGAAGACAAUUGCGGAAUCCAAUGUCAAGGCCGUUGAAGAUGUAAAGGAGGCUGGCGGAAUUGAGGCCGUCGUUGCUGUGGAGAAGGUGGGGACGUUGGAGAAGUUGAAGUUGGGGAACGCGGAGAAGGUCAAGACGAGCGAAAUCUACCACGACGUCGGUUACGGUCUCGUCGCGAAGUAG